Mesocricetus auratus (golden hamster) is the source of this 6866-nucleotide messenger RNA. It is a transcript of the gene Dennd11, whose product is annotated as DENN domain containing 11. Gene Ontology annotation, cellular component: cytoplasm. The transcript is spliced from 9 exons. The record is from RefSeq and is a predicted model, not a curated record. Bases 9 to 1379 code for a protein of 456 amino acids. NCBI's taxonomy places the organism in Eukaryota, Metazoa, Chordata, Mammalia, Rodentia, Cricetidae.
GCCUCGCCAUGGUGGAGCAGGGAGACGCGGCGCCGCUGCUGCGCUGGGCCGAGGGCCCCGCCGUCUCCGUGCCGCAGGACCCCGCGCUGCAGGCGCGGGGAGGAUGGACCCGGGGCGGCGGUGGGAGCGGCCGAGCGGCUGCGGAAGCGCCCCGAAGGCGGGAACCCGACGAGCCAGCGGCCCCCGAAGUGCUGCUGCAGCCCGGGCGUCUGGAGCUGGGCGACGUGGAGGAGGACCAGGUGGUGGCUGUGUUCGUGGUCACCUUCGAUCCCCGCUCGGGAAACAUGGUUGAAUGGUGCUUGCCGCAGGAUAUCGACCUUGAAGGUGUGGAGUUCAAGUCUAUGGCCAGUGGGUCCCAUAAAGUUCAGUCUGAUUUCAUUUAUUUCCGGAAGGGUCCCUUCUUUGGCCUCGCGUGCUUUGCCAACAUGCCCGUGGAGAGCGAGCUGGAGCGCGGCGCACGGAUGAAGUCCGUGGGUAUCCUCUCUCCGUCCUACACCCUGCUGUACCGCUACAUGCACUUCCUGGAGAACCAGGUUCGACACCAGCUGGAGAUGCCGGGACAUUACUCUCAUCUGGCCGCCUUCUACGAAGACAAGAAAGGGGUGCUCCAUGCUGGCCCUGGGAGGGGCGGCAGCUUGCCACCGGUCUACUGGCUGCCCUCCAUCCACCGCUACAUGUACCCUGAGAUGAAGAUCACACACCCGGCUGGCUGCAUGUCUCAGUUUAUUAAGUUCUUUGGAGAACAAAUCCUCAUCCUUUGGAAGUUUGCCUUACUCCGAAAGCGCAUUCUGAUAUUUUCUCCCCCGCCCGUGGGCGUCGUGUGCUACAGAGUGUACUGUUGCUGCUGUCUGGCCAACGUCUCGCUGCCUGGCAUUGGGGGCACCGUCCCUGAGUCGAAGCCUUUCUUCUACGUGAGCGUGGCUGACAUCGAGAGCCUGGAAGUUGAGUUGUCCUACGUAGCCUGCACCACAGAGAAGAUAUUUGAGGAGAAGCGGGAGCUGUAUGACGUCUACGUGGAUAACCAGAACGUAAAGACACACCACGACCACCUGCAGCCCCUGUUGAAGAUCAACAGCGCAGACAGGGAGAAAUACCGUCGGCUCAACGAGCAGAGGCAGAUGCUGUUGUACUCCCAGGAAGUUGAGGGUGACUACAACCCUUGUGAAGAAGACCUCUUUGUUCUGUUUUUCCUAGAGCAAAACAACCGGAUUUUUCAGACUCUAUUGGAGGUAUCUGCCAGUCAAGACAAAACUUUAACAGCAGAGCAUGCCCGAGGCAUGGGCCUGGACCCCCAGGGAGACAGGAGCUUCCUCAUGGACCUACUGGAGGCCUACGGCAUCGAUGUCAUGCUGGUCAUUGAUAACCCCUGUUGUCCAUAGGAAUAGUAGCAGGUCUGCUGACUCACCAGGGUUGACAGGAGCCUGGAGUGUACCCCAGGCCCUCAGCAGCUUCAGUUUUAACUGAAGUUGACACAAAGGACUGUUUAUAUCUCCAACAUGUGUAAUAUUUGCCAUUUCCUUUCUCUCCUUAGCCCCGGGGCUAAGGUGAGGCCACCUGGUUUUGUAGCCUUUGGGUUGUACAUGGGAAUCUACUGUCUUCCACUGCUGCUGCUCUGGGUGUAGUCUGAGGAGAUCUGUCAGUCACAGUGAGUCAAACUCUGGGGUGAGCUGUGGGGAAAAUCUGUGCAUCUUAGUCCUUUGUUGCAUACAAGAAGAUAACCAUGUGCCCUAGUGUGGCCUUAGACGUUCAUCUGCCUAAACCAGAAGCUAAUCAGAUGACCUCCAGUGGCACCAAGUUCUAGGGUCAGGUUAGGAUGACCCAUUUGUCAUAGGACUAGUCUGCAUCUUCUAGAUUGACUGGUGUAGGGACCAUAGAGAAGGAAAACAGUGUUUCUGACAGAAUAGCAGGGAAAGGUGGAAAACUAGAACGAACCCCGGAAAUCCUUCCUACAGUAAGGGAAUGGUAGAGACGCAAUAUAACACACCCCACGCCCCCUUCCCGCAUCCCAAUUCUCAACCCAUUUCAAGGGAAUUGGGAACUUAGAACUUACAAGCAAAUUCGUUUGACAUUUGUCUCUUUUGAGGGAUAAAUAUCUUCUUGGAAUAACAGGUUCAAACAGGCAAGGGAGGAAACCUCAAGUUUCUCUGAUCGUUUGCAGUCCUGAAGCAGAUACCUCUAGUGGAUUCUGAAAUGUAGCCAGGGCCCAAGCUGGUUGACUCAGAGGUUGGGAUGUGGUGUGACCAGCUCUCUUAACCAGUUUGAAGCUCCUUAGACUUCUCUUUAGCAGAGACAACAUCCCUUAGGCUAAGCAAUUGGAUCCAUAGAUCUAACAGAUUUGACAGGGAAAAUUUAACAGUGCCUCCCCUGCCAAGAGAAUAGCUGGAAACCUAGACUAACAACCACACCCACUCCCUUUGGUCUAGCUCACCCUGUUCUUUGGGGCUGGGUCGCUUGUGACUGCUAAGUUACUAGAUGGCAUUAGGUGAGAGGUAGUUGUUAGCCGUACUCAGAAAGCCAGCUCUAAUGCUAGUCUCCUUAAAGAUUUUGAUUGAGAUUUUGCAUCUUUUCCUGGGCUCUUCCUGCCUUUGUUUUAUGUGACUAGCUAGCUAGCCAUCAGGCAUCCACGUCUGUGGCCAGAGAGCAGCCAAGCUGAUGUCUGCAGCAGAGAGGACUUCACACGGAGGGGCUGUGACUCUAAUCUCCCUCAGUUCUAGGUUCUUGGGGGCUCGCUGCUUAAGUAUUUUCACUGUAGUUCCCUGAUUUUUUUUUUUUAAUCAAGAGUGAUGAGAUUUGCGUGUGUGGAAAUGCAAAUACACUGAGUCAGGGUAAUAUCUUUUCUGUAAAUAUACAUAAAUAAGUUUAGGCACUGACAUAAACUUAUAAUACAUUUUUCUCCUCUGCCACGUGGGUUUAGCCAUCGUUCCAGUAACGUGUUUACAGAAAGCACAGCUGUGCUCAGUGGCUGGCGUUUCACCUGCUUCUUCCUUAUGGCUCCCUUCUCCUGUUGGCCCAGGGCUGACUGAGCAGGCGCCAUCUGAUGCUGGUGAAGCAGCACUUCUUCUGGUGACCUAAGAGCUCACUGUUGGGCGUAGAUAGAUAGUCAGAGAUAGGAAGGGCCCAUUUCGGAGAACCUCCCCGGAGCCUUCUGCUGGCCAACACUGUUUCCUGUGCUGUAGUAGCUGCGAGCUGAGAAGUCCCGAUGUGAAAACAGCAGCUGUUUUCCUGGGGUCCCUGAGUGCCCCUCCCACCCAUGCAGAGGGCCAGUGUAUGGGUGCCGCAGAGGGACAACCACCCUGAGACAUGUCUUAGGUCAACAGGUUCUGGGCUUAGCUGGCCCCAGAGCAGAACUUCUUGUUCAGCAUCCCUUCAAUCCUUUCCUACCUUGCUGCUUCCUCCUGGGGUCGGAACCUGGCACAGGCCUCUCUCUGUGUGGCCCAAAGGCAUGCAUGCUAGCACCUCCACGGAUCAGCUUCAAAGGAGUGUGUCUCAGACGUGAAGCCCUGCCUGUACCACCGAGAGGUCUCUCUUCACACCAGACUGCUCCCCCAGUGGCAGCAAACAGAUGCAAGCCCGCCUCACAGGCUGCAACUCCCUAUAAAGGGAAGUAGUUUGUGUAGAACUGUAAAGGAAGUCCCUUUGCCAUGAGGGCAGAAGCUAGGAGCCAGGGAUUUGCUUUUUUUUUUUUUUUUUUUUUGCCAUUCUUGAAAUACUUUCUGAAGAACCAUCUGGUUUGAUUUGGAAGAAGUUAGUUGACAUCCUUCAGAGCUCUCUAGGUCUGACCGUCAGCCGAGGCGGGCAUUUUUGUUAUCACUGGCCGCUAGGGAACAGGUUAAAAAUUCAGACUUGGGUGCUGCCACUGUGCUGGUGACCCUCAUCAGAUCCUGAGCUAGCAGAGACCUCUGGGGAGCACUAAACCCCCAUCCGUACCAUGCUGGGAACCAUGUGCCAUCCUGGAAGCACUUGCUGAUUUCCAUGGCUGGCUACCCAGGGAUUUUUAAGUUAGAAGAAAUUACAAAUGGCAGCAAUCCUCAGGAGCCUGAAAUUGGGGUUCUGGAUUUGUGGACAUCCAUAUUAAGUAUAAGAUACUAAGUAUAACAAAGUCCUGCUUAAAGUGGAUGGUGUCAAUUUUGUUAGCAGAUGGUAGGUAAUAUUUAACCAGCUAUUGAUUGGCUCAGGACUUUCUCCAGAAGGAGUAAAAAAAAAAAAUAGAGCUUAUCUCCUACCGGUCUUCAAAGGAGGGAAGGCCACGUCAUUGCUUGGUAUUAGCUUUGGCUUUAACUGUGAGGCCUUCCCUCUGCUGGGCGCAGAUCCAGGCCAGUGUCAGUGUCCUACCUGGGGACCAUAUGGUCCCCCUAGUUAGGAGUAAAAUGUAACAGGAGGCAUUUACCUCCCCCCCACACCUCCCACCCUCCCUGGCUGUGGGAAAGGAGCUGUUUCCAUUGCUGUGACAGAAUUGGACAGGAACUUGAAACUGGAACUCACCUUGCUGGAUAUCAUAGGAAACCAGGAUAAGUGAGGGCGAACUCAGACGGUAGUGCCAAAUGCUUCAUGGGAAGGGUCACACGCAUAAUUGUCUAACAUUUUGACCAGAAGAUAGAGGUAGGUUAAAUCAUAGCAUAUUGCUGUGUUCCUUAAUGGUGGCAAGGGGGAUGAACUCAGCUUUCCACUGGGGCUUUCUGGAGACUUUUAAAGGGUGGUAGUAAAUUAGCCUUCUGGUGGCAAACACUAGCUAGCCUCCUGGAGACUCAGGAACCGUCUUCUCCCUUAGACUGCACAAGCGAAGAGUGGACUGAGGUGCGCUCUCCAAGUUCAGUGCUUAAGAAGGGUUACGGGGUGUGGAUGAAUAGAACUGUAGGAUAGCCGUGCGGUGGUGGCGCACGCCUUUAACCCCAGCACUCGGGAGGCAGAGGCAGGCGGAUCUAUGUGAGUUCGAGACCAGCCUGAUCUACAAGAGCUAGUUAGUUCCAGGACAGCCUCCAGAGCCACAGAGAAACCCUGUGUCGAAAAAACAACAAAACAAAACAAGAACUGCAGGAUAAUGCCGAGUUUCACAGUGAACUUGCCUUUUGAUGAGAAGAGCUUGAAAACUGACAAGAAUGUCUGUAGGAAGACCAGCAGGCCCUCGAGGGCUGCUAUCUCCCCACUGGGUUUCCAGGCUAUGACUCUGAGAGCUGUCCACUGCUCCCAUUUCUCCCUUAUAGCUGUUCCAGCCCAUGGCGAGGAUCCUGUGAGUCUGUGGGCUUACCUCCACGGUCCGGUCUCAUCUCAUGAAAACCAUUUUCUGAUUCAGGUAGGGGAAGGGGAGGAUCUGAAGGUUCCUUUAUACCCAAGUCGUGGGUUUUGACUGUUCCACUUCACUGCUAAUAUACCUCUGUUCCCAGGAGCUACUGGAGUACUGGUUGUUGUAGGGAAAAGACUGUGAAUCAAGGUAACGUUUUUUCCUAUGAGAAACGGAAGUCUAUUUUUUAUAGCCGUGUAACUGAGUGGUGAAUUGAGUACUACAGUGUUGAAACGGAAAGGGAUUGCAAAGUUAUAAUCUAGGAAGAAAUGGGCAGCUUUAUAAUUUGAUGGCAGCUGAGGCCCUUAGAAGUGUCGUUGACCAUGACAGUGUAUUGAAGUAUGAGCACAGACUGUGAUGUAUUUUUCCAGCAGCUCUAGUUGACCUGGGAAAGAGGAGAUAGCCAUCAGCCUUGGGUGAAGCUUCAGGACAGAAGGGAGUAAAUGCUGUCUUCCAGCGACCGCUCCCUCUUGGCCAAGGGGGAAGGUGGGAAUGGGGGGGGGUAGUUUUCUAACUGGCACUUUAAUUCACUGUAGCACCUGGAAGUUGGGUGAUGUUGUAAAUAUAGAAAAGGAAUAGGAAUUUUUCUGGUGCUAUAUAGGGAAUGAAGUUGAGAUAAAUAAAACUCUGCUUUCAUCUUCGUAGAACUUAGUCUAGGAUUUCAACAUGGCUCUGGCUCUUAGAACCAUGUUGAUUCAAAUUCUGAAAUGUGACAGCAGAGGAUUUUUUUUUUUUUAGUUUGCAGCAGGUGCCUGCUCUCUCAGUCUAAUGGUGAGUUUACUUGCUUCCUAACCCUACGGGGGCAGAACAGGGUUUUAUAAAUUGUGCAUAGAUGGAGCUUCAAAGUGAAAAGCCCAUACAGAGCAAAUGCAUUUGAUUGACAUUGUAUCUGGGUAAAUUAAGUAAAGACAUAUAAAAAGUUAGAAAAAUGAACUUUGAGUUUGCUAUAUCCACAUCAGCCAUCAGAAAUUGGGGAUUCUGGGCUUCUGAACUGCCAGCACUAGGUGGCUUCUGGGAUUCCGGGUGGAGGUAAAAACAAAACAAAACAACUUCCUUUAAUUGUCCAAAACUUGCUGGCUAAGUUUUUAUGUAAAUCUGGAAUGUAAUCCUUUCCUGAAAAAGAAACGGUUGUAACCAAGGAAAUCUGUUUUCCUAGUUGUUUUUUUUUUCUUUUUAAAACCUAAGUGUCCCUGUUGCCUUAAAUGUAAAAAACGUAUUUUGAUUAACAACCCCAGCCUAAGAGUUAUAGCAAUAAGAGAACCCGAAUCUAUUUUUGUUUCAAGCCUUUACCUCAUAUGACAAAGUCAGAAGGAUAAUUGGUAAGUCUUGCUCUGGGUACUACUGCAGACCGGUGUAUCCUCUCUCUGUGUCUUCAACUGUGUAUUAUUUACAGAUCUGAAGAAAGCUGGGCUUAACCCUGAGGCUAAGUGUAAAUGUUUCUUGAGUUGAUUCUUUCCGUGGUACAAGUAACACCUGUGUAUAUCAUAUCUGUAUAUAUCUGAACCAAGUUAUGUGCAGAGGUUGAUAAUAACUAUAUUUACAAAGAAAAACCCCAAUUUUUACAAUUAAAGUUCACAUUUUAACAUGA